Molecule: messenger RNA, 6487 nt
Organism: Clupea harengus (Atlantic herring)
Lineage: Eukaryota; Metazoa; Chordata; Actinopteri; Clupeiformes; Clupeidae
Gene: ism1
Product: isthmin 1
Biological process (GO): negative regulation of angiogenesis
Source: RefSeq, a predicted model, not a curated record
UGUGUGUCUGUGUUCGUCUAUGUGUGUUCACUUCUUUUCAUGUUUGCAUGCUUCUGAAUUCCCCUUCUCACGUGUGGUAAAUAGUCUCUGUAGAAACUGCUGUUUUCCUUCAUAUACAAACUAUUCUCUAACAACCUUCUUGACAUAGUUGAUAGUUUUGUCUCAAGGGUGCGUUCCAGCUUCGUCAUCUGUGUCUGAUUCUGUCAGCACCUUAAUUGUUGCAUUUUAAGUCAUGGGAGACCAAACACAAACACUUAAAUGUUUGAUAUCUUUGAAGGGAAGCAUCCUGAGUAUGCAUUAUGUCAGCCAACAUCCCAAUUACCUGACAUGGGAGAGAGACACAUUUCUACAGGUAUAUAAUAAUUAAUUUGUUUAAUACUGGAGGGAAUCUAGGCUACAAUAAAUAUUUCACCAAAUGACAGGGGAGGCAUAGCCUGCACUUGUUCAUCCACCACCACCACAUUGUUUGUGUAUUUUCAUAGAUUGAAAUACUAUGGAGACAGGUAAACUCUUUGAACAGAAUGUAAUGACGUGAUUGGAUAAUUCGUUCUUUGUUGAUUUUGAGUACGUGCAUGGAAACUGAACAGUUACACCUCAAAACAGAGACAAAUACUUUGUGCUCGCAGGAAGCAUUUUUUUCCACAUCAGUUUUCUUUGAUUGACUCUUCUCUUCAUGGGAACCGUCCUGUUGCACUUAAUGCUGUAACCAUGCAAUGUCUUGUGUUUGGAAGGAGUCCUAACGAAACAGCAUACCUGCUGAAGCAAGCUACCACGCAAAAAAAAAGCAACACGAAACUCCCAGUACGAUCAGAAUGUGUAUGGAACGUCUGUGUUUUAGGGGACAUCUCUCACACACAGUACAGGCCUCUUUGAUCUGCCACCAAUGUGUGAUGGUGUGAGAGUUGUUCACACCCAAGCCUGCCACCGGAUCCCAUUAGCCUCCCUGUGGCAGCCCUCUACGGCCCCACAAGCCCCCUGGCUAAUGACUGGCAAGACACAUCCUGCACAAAUGGAGGCCACUUUGAAAAAAAAAAGAAGGUGGUCAGGGAAUGCUGUUGUCAAAUACAUCAAUGGUGUUUGCAUGUGGCUUGUGUUUUGGGGGGGCUUUUUCCAGUUAUAUUGGGUUAGAUCAGAUUGUGUGUAUUAACCACACAACCAAGUAUGGUCUUCAUUCGUUUUGGGGGGGUGGGAGUGUCACGUGUUAAGCUUGAGGAUGUAAACAGGAAGGCUCUUUGCCCACCAAAGCACAUACUCAAAGUAUGUCACACAAUAUAUUUACACAGUGCCACCUUUAUUUACUCUCCUAUGCAAACAGCCAUCUGUUUUUUUACUCUUAGACUGGCACGCAUACAAAGUUAGAGGAGGGAGUGCCCUGGGGGCUAGCCAACGUUCUUGCUCGUUCAGACAAUAUUUCUGACUACCCAGUACAAGACUCAUAUGGUCUCCUCAACACAACCACUGGCCCCAGCAUGUGGGUCUCUGCGACAGAACUGAUAUUGGGAUUCCUCUGUCAAAACGUAACCCCGUUCUGUCCUCCUACAGUGGAAUGAGCUGCCAAAGUGGUCUUGCAGUUUAGUGGCGGUGUAACAUAGCAGAACAACAUGGUGGAGAGAGAUCAGAGUGAUAGACACAGUAGGGUUUGUCAUAUAUAUAAACAUGUCCAAUACUCCUAUUUAUCAAUGUGUUCCUAAUCUGGAGGGGGAGGGGGAGGGGGGGUGCUAUGAAGUCUGAAGGCGCUGAUGGAAAUGCUAAAACUUGCACUCCAAUACAUUCUCACAAGCCAAUAACACCAGCCGUCACAGCAGAGCAGCAAGGUUCUGGGGAAACAUCUGUCCAAGAGCAGGCCGUCAGCGGAGAGGGCCCCCUGAGCUAGGCUGGCCCGUUCUUUUGAACUGCAGAGCCGAGCUCGCUGCUCUUAUUGGAAUGGCAUGUUGCUGCUAUUCUGGAGGGGGAACCUCUGGUAGCCCUUUGAAGUCGGCCAGUGUGUCCAAGGUUGUGGAUUCUCUCCACCGUUUCCCAUUUCUGCUUUAGUGGGAUUCUGAAGCACAGGGCACGGGCACACAAACAGCAGCUUUACAUGUUCGCGACAGGUGUUCAGCAUAGAGGUAGAUGGAGCGUACAGAUUUAUGUGUGUGACAGCUUUUUAAGAGGGAAUCAAAAUGAGAUUGGACAGCUCUUUAGAACUCACAGCUCCAUGUGUGAUCAGGGUCAUGUUUGGUUGACAUAGUGUUAUGAGUAGCUAUUAAACUGUAAAAAAAAUAAAACAUUAUAAUUCCUAGCAGUUGCCCUUGAAUUGAAAUUACUACCAAUAGAACCAUCUCUUUAAACAAUUAAAGGUAUUAAAGCCAGGUUAAUUCACUUAUUGUAAAGGACAACGUUUUGUGCUUUUCACAUUAUGUGUUAAAACCUCUGACUGCUUAUGGCAAUUUAAGGGUCAUACAAACGUAAUUCAGUUCUUGUAAAUGUUCCUAUAUUGUGGGUUAUCACUUAUCACUGUAACACUUGCUGAAUCUUUACACUAUAGAGUAACACUGUUCUGUCACAAAGACAACCCAAAUAAAACACUAAAACCGAGAUUAACGGAGAGAAUGACCAUUUGUGAGAGCACUCUGCACUAGGCAGGAGCUUUAAAAGCCUCCCACCGUGUGAGGCUAUAACUUGACGCUGUGCAUAAGUCCUUUGAAGUCAGCAAUAAACAAACCCCUCUGAGGUGACUGACAACAUUUGUCUGUGUAUGGAUGACGUGCUACGGUUCGGACCCAGCCUGAGAAUCAACAAAUAGAAAUAGAACAUCUCUCUGAAGGACGUUAUGAUUCAUGAAACCAUUGCGUGAAAUGACAAACGUUCAAAUAGACAUUUCAAUAAUAUUUUGAUGUAAGUUAUUGUAACGCAUCUGGUGGAGAUGAACCCCCUGCUCUGACUUCACACAUAAUCGGUCAAGCCACGAACCAUAGACAUUGUAAAUCGCGUGUGCCCACUCCUGUCCCGCCACUCCUUUGCCGCUUGUGGGUAAGUAGUUUAAGUACCCUGCGCUGGCUUGGGCGGGAUCAGAAGGGUUAAAUAUAGGGGGAGGGGGAGAUGACAGCAAACCAACAGAGCGGUAUAUAAAAACACUUCGGGCGCACUCAAAGCAGGCACUGAGUUUGUGUUGGAGAGCACUCGUAUGUCCAAGCAAAGAGGAGCGUACUUCGUGAAACGGGGGAAGAGUGAGACGCUCCUGACAGCAUGUACCUGAAUUUCUGACAAGAAGUUUUGCGCAAAAUACAAUAGCACCGUUGUGUGCCCUGAGCUCAGUCUCCAAGAGGUAGCGAUUUAAAAAUAUAUAUAUAUCAUAGAGAAUGGAAUUAUAACUUGGUUAAGGUAACAACUCGUUCUUAAUACCUACGCUUGAGUGUUGGGCAAAAAGGAAUUGUUAGGACAACGGACAUGCUUGAUAAGCGCAGUAUUCGGUGCAAAGGGGCCAAAUUAAGGAGCGAGAGAUGAAAGAGAGAAUUUCAUUUGUCAGGGUGAGGUGAUGCAGAAGUCUGCCAUUCCUUUCGUUUGCCUGAUUGUGAGGCAAUUCACCUGAACUCCAGCGAGGAGCGAAAAGAGCAACUUCAGAAGGCUACUUUGAGAUCCUUGCGUUCUACACACAGGAGACUCAAUAACUCCUCGUGCAAACUAAUAUUUGCAGUGACGUGUUAUUUGUAGUGGGCAACUUUUUUAUUGAGAUGGGAAAUAUCAGCACUUCUUGAGCUGUGGCCAUACAUUAGACCCUUUACCUGGGCACCACCACAGAACUUUUCAUGAAUUCGUAUUUCGGAGCCAUUGUCUGACAAAUACACUGGUUUCAUUUUAAGGAAUACGAUCAAUCUCCCGGGGGACUUGUCCCUGCGUUUCAUCCCUGCAUCUAUAUUUUUCUUCUUUUUUCCUCUGAAAAUUGAUAUUUCUGAUCCCGACGUGGCUCCGCAGUGGUGUUGCGGCUCCUCGUCCGCGGCGGAUCCCGAGAUCGGAGGUUCUGCAGCGGGAGGAGGCGGCGGUGGAGCCCCUGCCACACCGCAGGGUCCAAAAACCGGUCGCGUGAAAAGGAUGAUUCGGUUGGCGGCAGAAUUGUUGCUACUGCUGGGGCUGUUGCUACUAACUUUACACAUCACAGUACUACGGAGCAGUCCUCUUCAACAAGGGAACGCAACUUUGAGUCAGGAGCAGCAGGGGCUGGACACACAGAACGACCUCAAUGCGGAGAGCAGCUCUUCAUCUCAGCAAGUCCCUGGGGACUGGCGGACAGGCACAGAGCACAGAGUGCCCCACCGGCCGGGGUCCCAACCCUGGGUCCAGAGCCAGGGGACUGGGAGCACACUGCAGAGGGACGGGCCAGGGGCCUUCCUGUUGGACCUUCACCACCUCCCUGACCUCUCAAAGGCCGACAUAAAUGGACAAAACCCCAACAUACAGGUGACCAUUGAAGUAGUGGAUGGACAGGAGGGGGCUGAGCCUGAAAAGGGGCUUCGCAAAGAGAAGAAACCAGGCUGGGCGACGCCCAACUGGAGGAAUUGGUGGCGGUCCUCUUCCUCGUCGUCCUCACCCUCCUCUUCCUCCGUUUCUUCUCCUUCGUCGGCCUCAACGGUGCAGAGGCCAGAGGAGCAAGAUUAUUCCUAUGAGGGCAACACUGAUGACAGCAACUUCCUUAAGCCACUGGGAGACUGGGAGCGCAGAGGAGGAGCAAGUAGGCCAAACACUGAAUAUGACUAUAUGGACGGAGAAGGUGAUUGGAGCAACUGGUCGUCAUGCAGCGUCACCUGUGGCAACGGUAACCAGAAGCGCACCAGGUCAUGUGGAUAUGCCUGCACCGCUACAGAGUCCCGCACCUGUGACAUGCCCAGCUGCCCAGGGAUUGAAGAUGCUUUUAAGACAGCAGCCACUGAGGUCAGUCUGCUUGCUGGAACCGAUGAGUUCAAUGCCACAGAACUCUUUGGUGUCGACACAGACAGCUGUGAGCGCUGGAUGAACUGCAAGAGCGAAUUCCUGAAAAAGUACAUGACCAAGGUGGCCAACGACCUGCCCAGCUGCCCCUGCGCCUAUCCCACAGAGGUGGCCUACAGCACAGCGGACGUCCAUGACCCGGCCAGGCGGCGGGACUUCCGCUGGAAGGACGCCAGCGGCCCCAAAGAGAAGCUGGAGAUCUACAAGCCCACGGCACGCUACUGCAUCCGCUCCAUGCUCACGCUGGAGUCCACCACGCUGGCUGCCCAGCACUGUUGCUACGACGACGCCAUGAAGCUCAUAACCCGCGGCAAGGGCGCCGGCACGCCCAACCUCAUCAGCAUCGAGUUCUCCGCAGACCUGCACUACAAAGUGGACAUCCUGCCGUGGAUCAUCUGCAAAGGUGACUGGAGCCGCUACAACAACGCCCGGCCACCCAACAACGGCCAGAAGUGCACUGAGAACCCCCAGGACGAGGACUACUACAAACAGUUCGAAGAGGCCAGGGAGUUCUAAGCUGCGAAAAAUAAGCAGAGAGAGGAGAGAAGCGAGAGGAGCUGUGCUUAUUUGGGUCAGCGUGUACACACACACAUACACACACACGCAGGGAUGGAACCACUUUCUUUUCUCUCGUAUGGUGGGGAGUCAGGCGGUGGAGGGGCGUCCAUAGCUGAAACACGAGGAGUGCAGCUGUUUGCCCAGGACUGUCUCUUUUAUUAGCCGACGAGACAAGCAGUGGAGGCAUCAGCGUCUCUCUAUCCACCUUCUAGAAAAGCAGGCUUCACCUGGCCUUGUUGGCCAACUAAAUGCUUAUUCAAUGCAUUAGCAGGUUGUGGUGGGCAGGAUAAAAAGUAAUUUGGUCUUAUAACACUGCUUCAUUGUGUUCGAUUUUAGUCAUAAAGAACGUACAUUGCAAUUUUGUAGUUUUAUUUGACCAUGUUAGAUGCAAGAAAAAGGGAAAGAGCUGUUGAUUUUGUGUAAAAAGGGAAAUGAUUUCUCAUGGAUUUUCUGAAAAGAAUCUAUAUCUUUGCCCCAGUUUAUCGUUUACAAAAAAGGAGGCAACGCCGGCUUCAAUCAUAAGUUGGAAAAUGGCAGACGUUAUCUGGCAGCUUCUGGGUUGCUCUGACCUGCCCCUGGUUCAUCUGUGUAAAUGUUCAAAGAGUCAUAUGCAACCUCCACAUGAGGCACAGGAGACAACUCUCCUCUGCUCACCAAAAAGGUGCUGGUUCCCACACCUUAACAUCCCCCAUGAAAGUUAACACAUUUGUUUAGUAAGCAUGUACUACAUUUUGCAAAUAAUCCACAGUCAUAUUGCCCCCUCCCCCCCUUUGUAUUUUUAUUUGGUUAAAAGCAUUACUCUUGAUGUAAAAAAGUGUUAUUUUUGUAAAGUAUUUAUUAAGUUGUAACUAUGUGCCAUUGCUGGAUGCCCAUGAUUGUGGAACAUAUAAAAUGUGUGCAUAUGGUUAUAUGGCGAAAUUUUGAGAUAAGAAUGUUGAAAUAAAAGGUGACAUCACCUAAAAUCUCA